Messenger RNA from Punctularia strigosozonata HHB-11173 SS5, 804 nucleotides. Its product is annotated as Pkinase-domain-containing protein. The annotation marks the transcript as partial. The record is from RefSeq and is a predicted model, not a curated record. Gene Ontology annotation, biological process: intracellular signal transduction; protein phosphorylation. NCBI's taxonomy places the organism in Eukaryota, Fungi, Basidiomycota, Agaricomycetes, Corticiales, Punctulariaceae. Gene Ontology annotation, molecular function: protein serine/threonine kinase activity; ATP binding. The transcript has 2 exons.
AUGGAGGAGAGCACGACGGGCCCGUCCGAAGCGCAUUCGCUGACGCCGUCCCAACGUCCGUUGCCCAAGUCGCGCAAAAACUCGGGCCACAAGGAAAAGGACAAGGACGGGUCGCACGCGCCCAUCGUGUCCCUGCACGAUGCCACGCACGCUCAUAUUGGCAAGAAGUAUGGCAAGUGGGGGCGCGUCCUCGGCAGCGGCGCGGGCGGCACCGUCAGGUUGAUCAAGAGCUCGACGAAGAUGGGCGGCGCGACCUAUGCUGUGAAGGAGUUUAGACCGAAGAGGCCUGGGGAGAGCGAGAAAGAGUACCAGAAGAAGUUGACGGCCGAGUUCUGCGUGGGGAGCGUGCUCAAGCAUCGCAAUGUGAUAAGAACGGUGGAUAUCGUGCAGGAUCACGGGCAUUACUACGAGGUCAUGGAGUACGCGCCUUACGACCUAUUCUCGGUCGUGAUGUCGGGCAAAAUGUGCCGGCCCGAGAUCUACUGCGUCUUCCGCCAGAUCUGCGACGGCGUGCACUACCUGCACUCGAUCGGGCUCGCGCACCGCGACCUCAAGCUGGACAACUGCGUGAUGACGACGGACAACGUCGUGAAGCUCAUCGACUUUGGCACCGCGACGCUGUUCCACUAUCCCGGCUCGUCGGACCCGGAUAGCGUGACGCUCGCGACGGGCGUGGUCGGCAGCGACCCGUACCUCGCCCCGGAGGUGUUGGAGGAUAAGCCGUACGACCCGAGGAAGACGGACGUGUGGAGCGUGGCUAUCAUUUUUAUGUGUAUGGUGCUGAGGCGGUUCCCGUGGACGAUC